Messenger RNA from Porites lobata, 522 nucleotides. Lineage: Eukaryota; Metazoa; Cnidaria; Anthozoa; Scleractinia; Poritidae. The record is from the annotation of a GenBank genome assembly.
AUGUACCGGUAUUUUACCGCGCACAAUACGUUACGGUACGUGGACGUCUUACAACCCUUAAUCUAUACCUACAAUCACGCGUAUCAUCGCAGUAUUGGUUUAGCGCCGCAUCAAGUCACCUUUCGAAACGAGUCCGAGGUAUGGGAUCGACUCUAUGGAGCACGAUUGAAGCCCAAGAUCCCCCCACCCAAAUGUCGCGUGGGCGAUCGGGUACGUCUCAACAAGAAACAUCGCCCCUUCAAAAAAGGGUAUUUGCCGGGCUGGACGGAAGAAGUGUUUGUGGUCACGCACGUGCGUCGUCAUCCUGUGGUCACUUAUCGACUCAGUGAAUGGGACGGCACGCCUAUAAAAGGCACGUUUUACGAACCCGAUGUCCAAAAAGUCCAAGUGUCGGACAAUUCGUUGUUUCGAAUCGAAAAAGUCUUGAAACGCCAAGGACGUCAGGUCUUGGUCCGGUGGAAAGGGUGGCCGGCCAAGUACGAUAGUUGGAUUCCCGCGCAACAUGGUUCGCGUCAAAAUAAC